AUGUCACUUCCGCUCAAGGCCCGCGUCGCCGUGCGCGACGGCUUCGACGCCCCCGGCUGCGCAGCCCGCAAGGCCAUCACGGCGCUCGGCGAGAGCCUCGGCCGCGCCGUGCAGUGCGAGCCCGAGUGGCCGCUCCUCGUCGACGCCCUGCAGCAGGCGUACGGCUCCGCGCCCGUCGUCGAGGCGGUCGCCGGACUCGUCGAGGCGUGGUGCCGCGCCGUGCUAGAGCUGCUCGAGGACGGCGACGAAGGCGAGGCAUGGGGCGAGGCGCUGCUUGAGGAGAUGGACGGGCGCGCAUCCCUCCGGUUGCUGGUUGAUAUCUCCGAGAGUGAGCUGCCGUCGACGUCAUGGAACGGCGUCACCAAGGCCUUCGUCUUGCACAUCCCCAAAGCCCGUCCGGCGCACGACCCGCUCGCGCUGGUUCCUCACCUGCGCGCCAAAGCCGAGGGCGCUUUCAAGGCACAGGGCACCACGGUGGAGGCGGACGAAUGGACCAGCGUAGCCGUGUCCGACGGCAAGGCCGCCACGACGGCGACGACUGUUCCCGCGGGGGGCCCGGCGGCAGCACUCGUCGUGGCGAGCAGCAUCAAGAGCAGCUACAUGCCCAGCGUGGGCUCCCUGGCGCCCCCGGACAAGCUCCUCCUUCGGCCGCCGUACCACAUGAUCGUGUACGGGGGCCACGAGGUGCGCGUGCAGUGUAGCCACGGACAGUCGCUCGAGUUCCUGGCGGCGUAUCUUAAGAAGUGGUGUCGCGCAAACACGCGUCGCGCCGACAAGCUGCCGCUCGUUGCGGCGACCCUCGGCCCCAGCGCGUUUGGUAUCUCGCCAAUGCAUGAUACGCUGACGGUAGCGUGGGCGGACAGGCAUGCGGGCGAUGGCUCGUCCAUCUGCCUGCCUCUGUUGUUCCAUCUCAUCGAGGGGACACUGGGUUAUGAACGUGUGUACGUCGAUGCUUCGUGUUGGCAGUACCGGCGUGACGAGGCGUUCAGGGAGUAG
This is a messenger RNA of Purpureocillium takamizusanense, 996 nucleotides long. RefSeq lists its product as uncharacterized. The transcript has 4 exons. The record is from RefSeq and is a predicted model, not a curated record. Lineage: Eukaryota; Fungi; Ascomycota; Sordariomycetes; Hypocreales; Ophiocordycipitaceae. Bases 1 to 996 code for a protein of 331 amino acids.